This is a messenger RNA of Engraulis encrasicolus (European anchovy), 1873 nucleotides long. RefSeq names its product inhibitor of growth family, member 3 (gene ing3). Gene Ontology annotation, cellular component: NuA4 histone acetyltransferase complex. NCBI's taxonomy places the organism in Eukaryota, Metazoa, Chordata, Actinopteri, Clupeiformes, Engraulidae. The transcript has 13 exons. Gene Ontology annotation, biological process: regulation of DNA-templated transcription. The record is from RefSeq and is a predicted model, not a curated record. Bases 85 to 1566 code for a protein of 493 amino acids.
UCCUUCGGCAUUCAGUGACUGACGGCGCCAUAUUGAAGGACAUAAUUCCUUUCGUAUAACGCGCAAAAUCACAAAUCUGCCAAGAUGUUGUAUUUAGAGGACUACCUCGAAAUGAUCGAGCAGCUACCCAUGGAUCUCCGCGACAGGUUUACGGAAAUGAGAGAGAUGGACCUGCAAGUACAGAACGCUAUGGACCAGUUGGAGCAACGGGUCAAUGACUUUUUCAUCAACGCUAAGAAAAACAAACCCGAAUGGCGAGAAGAGCAGAUGGAAGUCAUUAAAAAGGACUACUACAAGGCGUUGGAGGAUGCUGAUGAGAAGGUGACACUAGCCAAUCAGAUUUAUGAUCUGGUGGACCGCCACCUGCGUAAGCUGGACCAGGAGCUGGCCAAGUUCAAGAUGGAGCUGGAGGCGGACAACGCCGGCAUCACAGAGAUCCUGGAGCGACGAUCGCUGGAGAUGGACAGCCCCUCUCAGCCUGUCAACAACCACCACGUCCACUCGCACACCACCGUGGAGAAGCGCAAGUACACCACGCAGCAGUCCCACCACACGACGGAGCACGUCCCCGAGAAGAAGUUCAAGUCAGAGGCGCUGCUCUCCACACUCACAUCCGACGCCUCCAAGGAGAACACACCAGGUAUCCGUGCCAACAGCGUGUCCUCCUCCUCCAACAGUGUGUACAGUGUGAACUCGUCUCAGCCUCUGGGCUCCUACAACCUGACCUCUCUCCCCGCGGGGCCCGGCACAGGGGCCGGGGCCAUCACCAUGGCAGCCGCUCAGGCGGUACAGGCCACCGCACAGAUGAAGGAGGGCCGUCGGACGUCCAGCCUGAAGGCCAGCUACGAGGCCAUCAAGAACAACGACUUCCAGCUGGGACGCGACUUCACCACCGUGGGCUCCUCGUCCUCUUCGGGGGGCGGGGGGCGCGGUGGUGGUGGUGGUGGAGGUGGUGGAGAGGGGGGCGGCUACUCCUCCUCGGCCCUGGCCUCCACCCUCACCCAGAACAUGGGGGGCCAGCCCGCCAACAGCUCCUCCGGCGCCUCCUCCACCUCGGAGGCACGAGGCAGCGGACGCAAGACCAAAGACAGCAGAGCCAUGCUUAAGGCUUACAGAGAGGUACAGCAUAGCAUGUAUGACACCAGUAAAACAGCAUUGUUCGAUUCCAUCACCAGCAACCUCUCAGAGUCGCGCGGGAGCGGACGCAAGACCAAGGGCAACAACAAGUCUUCCAGCCACCACCAGUCCUCCUCCUCGUCCUCCUCCUCCUCCCUGUCCUCCUGCUCCUCCUCCUCCGCGCUGGCCCACGAGCUGGUGCAGCAGAGCGCCGCACUGCCAGAGGCCGACGCCAACAGCCAGGUGGACUGGACCUACGACCCCAACGAGCCCCGAUACUGCAUCUGCAACCAGGUGUCCUAUGGUGAGAUGGUGGGCUGUGAUAAUCCAGACUGUCCUAUCGAGUGGUUCCACUACGGCUGCGUGGGCCUGACCGAGGCUCCCAAGGGCAAGUGGUACUGUCCCCAGUGUAACGCCGCCAUCAAGAGGAGAGGCAGCCGACACAAAUGAGAUCCCACCUUACACCCUCACCUCCCCUGCCCCCUUGCCACCACCCCAAACCCAGCCCAGUACAAUACUCCCUUACCUCUAUUCUAUUCACACACCCUGGAUAACACCUCGCCACUCAUCUCCCAACGCCAAUACGGGAUUGAGCUCCACACUCGAGAGCAGACAUGGAAUAUGCCUCCCGAAACGUGCUAUUCUCCAUUCUGCUCUGCUCCCUCUAACGUAACGGCCUCUUCAUUUUUUGUGCUCAUGACCCCUCAAAUGCCCCGAGUGUGGAGCCCCUAUAACCAGGAGAGUAGAAUCAGACCCC